Molecule: messenger RNA, 1211 nt
Organism: Nerophis lumbriciformis (worm pipefish)
Lineage: Eukaryota; Metazoa; Chordata; Actinopteri; Syngnathiformes; Syngnathidae
Gene: lhx6a
Product: LIM homeobox 6a
Biological process (GO): neuron differentiation; forebrain neuron development; regulation of transcription by RNA polymerase II
Cellular component (GO): nucleus
Molecular function (GO): DNA-binding transcription factor activity, RNA polymerase II-specific; RNA polymerase II transcription regulatory region sequence-specific DNA binding
Source: RefSeq, a predicted model, not a curated record
CUCCGGAGGCUUUGUGCUUGAUGUACUGGAAAAAUGAAGUUCUGUCCCCUCUGUCAGAGGGCAACACUGUUCCCACCACCAAGCAGGUGAUCUCCGCUGAGCGUCAGAGUUCCGCAGGCUGCAGCGUGCAGGACUCCAAGCAAAUGUCGGACGCCGAGUCCCGGCGGUCCCAGGCGACGGAGCGGGAGGACGCGCGCUCGUCCCCCAGCACGCCCUGCACGCCCUGCACGCCCUCGGUGUGCUCGCCCGCCUCCACCGCCAGCUCGGCGCCGUCCGGCGGCAAGAACCUGUGCGCCAGCUGCGGCCUGGAGAUCCUGGAUCGAUACCUGCUCAAGGUGAACAACCUGAUCUGGCACGUGCGCUGCCUGGAGUGUUGCGUGUGCAGGACGUCACUACGUCAGCACAGCAGCUGCUACGUCAAAAACAAAGAGAUCUUCUGCAAAAUGGAUUAUUUCAGUAGGUUUGGUACCAAGUGCGCCCGCUGCGGCCGGCAGAUCUACGCCAGCGACUGGGUGCGGCGCGCCCGCGGCAACGCUUACCACCUGGCGUGCUUCGCCUGUUUCUCCUGCAAGCGCCAGCUGUCCACGGGGGAGGAGUUUGGCCUGGUGGAGGAGAAGGUCCUGUGCAGGAUCCACUACGACACCAUGGUGGACAACCUCAAGCGGGCGGCCGAGAGCGGAAAUGGCCUGACACUAGAGGGUGCUGUCCCCACAGAACAAGACAAUCAGCCCAAACCUGCCAAACGAGCGCGAACUUCCUUUACUGCCGAACAACUUCAGGUGAUGCAGGCCCAGUUCUCGCAGGACAACAAUCCAGACGCUCAGACGCUGCAGAAGCUGGCGGACAUGACGGGUCUGAGCAGGCGAGUCAUUCAGGUGUGGUUCCAGAAUUGCCGAGCGCGACACAAAAAGCACACGCCUCAGCACGCUGGUGCACCUCAGGGUCAUCCUCAAGGUCACCCCCAGGCCAGGAUGACCUCCUCUCUCACAGACGACCUUCACUACUCACCUUAUGGAGGCAGCAGCGAGAGAGCCAGGAUGGUCGCCCUGCACGGUUACAUCGACAGUCAUCCCUUCUCGGUCCUGACGUCCCAGAGUCUCUCCCAUCAGACCAUGGCGCUGCCACAGCUGCCCCUCAGCCGCUAAAACCUUGGCGCGCGUCCUCCCAGCUCCAGCAGGACAAUAUUCACCUGGGCAGGACGUGGAUCCGUC